Messenger RNA from Oppia nitens, 1919 nucleotides. Its product is annotated as transmembrane protein 87A-like. The transcript is spliced from 13 exons. Gene Ontology annotation, cellular component: Golgi apparatus; membrane. The record is from RefSeq and is a predicted model, not a curated record. Gene Ontology annotation, biological process: retrograde transport, endosome to Golgi. The coding region runs from base 1 to 1839 and encodes 612 amino acids. NCBI's taxonomy places the organism in Eukaryota, Metazoa, Arthropoda, Arachnida, Sarcoptiformes, Oppiidae.
AUGACUGUUUGGUUAAUAAAAUUAUGUCAUCUAAUCGUAUAUCUGGUAGUUAUCUGUUGGCAAACCAUCGAUGGUUUCCCAAAUCAGGGUAAAUGGUCUUACAAUGUCUCACAGCGAAAGUGUCACUACUUUGAAGUCAAUUCAGCACUUUAUGCCAACUCAAGCAUAUCCAUCAAAAUCUCAUGCGAUUCGCUUGAAGACAAAGAUCUGGCCGUACGUAUCGGUUGGACAAUCAGAGAGACGCCAUGUUUUGAGGAAUAUUUGGGACCCGAAAUAGCGUUACCCGAAUUUCUCAAAUGGUACUACUUUUGUCCGGCCACUCCGUUCGGCGAUUUCGGCUACGAUAGGAUACAGUAUUUGAAGACCAACGAAGUCGUAAUCAAAUGCAAUCAAUUGAAAAAUCUAUCGCCAAAAGGAAACUUUGUCUACGAGCUGAUCGGAUCCACGACCAACCGUAGCUGUUCGCCACCGGACGUAAUGUGUAGCAGUUCACCGGAGACAACAUUGCUAACACUUAUCGGCGACUAUUCCGAGUCGUCGAGGACAAUAGACGCCGAUAAGACACUAGAGAAGAGAUCGUCGUCGUCGUCGUCGGAGACAUUGCCGACACCAUUGUCCAGAAUAAUGAGUGGCCGCGAUCUGACACGAAUGCCUUCUUUGUCUGAAAAUGAGCUAACAGUGCCCAAUGAUGGCGUCUAUCUACUAGUUGUUUAUAUUGAAUCCAUGGACAGUAGUAAACGGUUUAACGCCGAAGUUGACAUCGAAAUGAAAACCCAAAAAGGACAGUACUUAUCGGCAAUCGAUUGGCCACUAUUGCCGUUCUACGGUGUUAUGUGCGGCGUAUAUGUAGUGUUUGCUUUCAGUUGGCUAUUGGUAGCGUUUCUCCAAUGGCGUGAUCUGUUGAGGAUCCAGUUCUGGAUCGGUGCCGUCAUAUUUCUGGGAAUGUUCGAAAAGGCUGUAUUUUAUGCCGAAUACCAGUCGAUCAAUUCGACUGGUGUUUCGGUCAAAGGGGCCGUACUUUUUGCCGAAAUUAUGUCGUGUUUUAAGCGAACAUUGGCCCGAAUGCUAGUCAUUAUUGUUUCGUGCGGUUUCGGUAUUGUUAAGCCACGUUUGGGACCGAUAUUACAUCGGGUUGUAUGCGUUGGCGGUAUAUAUUUCAUUCUCGGAUCAAUUGAGGCAAUACUUAGGAUUUAUAAGCCAAAGACCGAUCCGACUAACCAGACACUGAUGGCUGGCAUACCGUUAGCCGUAUUGGAUUCAGUAAUCUGUUGGUGGGUUUUCAGUAGUUUAGUUCAAACAACAAGAAUAUUACGAUUGAGACGUAAUGUUGUUAAACUAAAUCUUUACAAACAAUUUACAAAUACAUUAAUAUUUGCAGUCUUAGCAUCAAUUAUAUUCAUGAUUUGGCAAAUUCAUAAUCAUAAAUUAACACAAUGUCUAAACGAUUGGACAUUUUUAUGGUUUGACGAAGCCUUUUGGCACAUACUGUUCUCAGCUGUACUGUUAGUGAUAAUGAUUUUGUGGAGACCGACAAACAAUAAUCAACGAUACGCAUUCACACCGCUAUUGGACGCCAGUGAGGACGAGGAUGAGGAACAGUAUCAUCAGAUACCUCACGAAGCUUUCGAUGGUAUGAAAAUGAGAGGCAAAAAUGGUACACAUUUUGAGACCAACGACAACAAUAGCAACAGCAACGACAUUAGCAAAGAAACUGAAGACAAUCUUAAAUGGAUUGAAGCAAACAUACCGACCUCUAUGAUUGAUAAUGCAUUGCCAGCGCUGAUUGAUUCCGACGAAGAGAUAAUGACCACACAUUUGGAAAUGAAUAAAAUGGAGUGAAAUUUAAAAAAUUUAAAAAAAACACAAAAAACGAAAACAACAAAAAACUAAAAACCAUUAUAUAAUUUAUUUAUAAAUUA